Molecule: messenger RNA, 2681 nt
Organism: Schistosoma bovis
Lineage: Eukaryota; Metazoa; Platyhelminthes; Trematoda; Strigeidida; Schistosomatidae
Source: the annotation of a GenBank genome assembly
AGGAGCUUAAGGGCAUGACUGAUAGUGAAUGAAUAAUGAAAGCAGGGAAACCAUGUGUUUCAUCAUCUGAGAGUCCGUUAUAUUCAUGACUAGUCUGGAUAUUAGAUGGUCUGUAAUAAAAGUCCUUAGUGCUGGAUGAGAAUUAUUACCCAUAUCGUGAAGUGAUUUGAGUGACUGAACUUUACAUUCAUUUUAAUGAAUUAGUAGUUCAUUGGGAUGUUUUCUAAGAUGCACGAUCUCACACUUGUCGUGGUUAGAUGGCAGUUGAGUUUUAUGCCACAGAUGAUAAGGUUCUUAGCGCCACUUUAAGUCUGGGACAAACUUUCACCUAGAGCCACAGGCUUAAACAUGUAUACUGUUUCAGCUCAUUGGCGUAUAAGUAUGGUCUCUCAAAUUUUAUGAUGGAAUCAUUUCUGCAAAGUGAUACAGAGAUAAAUAGGUGUAGCAUAUGAGAAGUGCCUUUACUCGUAGUCCUUGUCUCAUUUGGAUCUUUGGGUGACAGUGAGUCAUGAUCUCAAGACCACGACCAACUGUGGGGAGAUUGCAGCCAAGGGGUUAAGAGCCAUAUAGGCUUUAAUACGGACAUUUACUCACUUAAUUAAUACCGUAUUCACCAUAGCAUACACAACCUUAGUGAAAACUAAGCCAGAAAACUGCGUUCAAUUUGCAAGCCCCUUCUUAAUUGAUAACUCGGAUACCUUGAAAAACGUACAGAAGGCAGCUACCCGUGCAACUUUAGUACUCCAAGGUUUACCAUAAGGGGAAAAGCUAAACCUUUUUACUCUGUCCUACCGCAACUUGAGGUGAUCUGUUUUUGUUGUAUGGAAUAUCAAUAAAUGAUUAUGAAUCCAAUAUAUACUCCCUUUUUAUUCCCCCUAGAUCUGGACAUCUCAGAGGACAUAGCGGGAAAUCAAAAAAUCUAAGAACGGACAAAAAUGCUCGUGGCGUUAAGGUUUUCACACUGAGUCAUCAAUUAUUGGAGUCUGUUACCCGAAGAAGUGAUGUUCGCCUCUUCACUUGACUCAUUAAAGGAAAUAUUAGACACUCUCGGAAGCUCACUACAACAAAGAAUGGCAAAAAACGCAGGCUUUCUGUUCUCAGUACAGAAAUACAAAAGCUCCUUUUAUCUCUUUCAGGACCUUUUUAACCAUUCCAACUUCAAGGUCGUUGCUAGUCUAGCAUUCAACAAUGAUGACCCAGACACCAGUCUUAUUACUUAUUUGCUUCAUAAUAAAUUUUAUUCAGUCAACUGUGAACGAUAGAGCAUGCUUGUGUGAUAUCAGGCCAUUGGUUUGUGACAAGUUCUGUCAAUGUGACGCAGACUGCUUUAGUGAUAAAAAUAACUCGUUUUCCUCCUACAUCUCUUUACAGAGAGAAUCUUAUGGUUCGAAAUGGUGCAUUCCAAAGGCACUUCAUUUUUUAUCAAAUGCAGAAUUUACUAGGAGUCAGGACAGUGAAACAAUUUGUUUUUCCGAUAUAAACUAUUUGAGAGGGAACUACCUGCAGUUAAGUCGCGGUGCUGGUCAGUUUGGGAUGAAUUCUAUUUCAGUGACUACUUUAAAUUCGAUAAACGGUUGUGCAGAAGACGAUUUAUGCUUAAUCUAUAGAAACAAGAUACUUGAACGUUUCACAUUACCGAGUGGUUCGGGAUGUCACGUAGAAUUUUCACCAAAAUUCCUAAACAACAUAACAACCAAGUGCACUCGCACGUUGAGUUUUAACGAUAAUGGUUCAAGUUGCACACAACUGCCAAGUGUCUUAAUGUACACAGAUGGAUUAAAGUUUUUACGACUACCGAUAUCAAAGCUUUUUAAAAACAAGAGCAUUCCUUUGGAAACAGUUAUGGCCAGUAAUAAUACGAUUUCAAUUCGUUCAUCUAUUUGUAAGAACUUAAACAAUGACGUAAUACCCUGUCCAACAUCUCCAUCGUCACUUGAUUCAACCAGCCAAGCGUGUAUGUAUGCAAUCAUGGGAGUGAAGUUUAGUAUUAUUUAUAAUGAAAAUGGUAUAACAGACAUCUCAGUUGAAUUUACCAUUACAAAUGUCACAACUACAAAAUUUAAUCAGUUUCACACAGUACAAUUUAUUGAAGAAAACAGUUUAUCCAAUACAAGUACAUUAAUAGCUACUGACUAUCUAAGCGGAAAUCUAGGUUACCUAAAAAAUUAUCCUAUUCGAGCUGGUUAUAUAGAAAAUAAUAAUAAUACUACUACUCCAUAUAUAGUAAUGAUAUCAUACCCAUUAAAUCCAACAUUAUAUCCAAAUGAAUAUGGUCGAAUUAAUUUUGGCUGGUGGCCUAUACCGAAUAUUGGUGAUUGUACAAAUUUUGCUAGUCAAAGUAAAACAAUAUUAUUUGGACAAAACACUUUUAGUUCCUGUGUGCUAAGACUAAAGCCAUUGCGGGAAAAUAAUUAUACAAAUUGUAAUGAACUGGAACAAGUCAUUAGUAUGUCAUUAAAUUGUAAAAAAUCACCUAUUACUCAUGUCGGUAUUUGGGGCAAUGCAGACAAUAAACAGAUAACAGAUUGGAUUAAAGCGGAUGUAUUCAAUGAAAAAAAUAACAUUGUUUUUUCGAAUGGAACAAAAUCUUGGUAAAUGAAUAAACUUUUAUUUUCUGAAAACUAAGUCACACUUUCUUUUUUCCUUCAUAGAAUUAAUUUAUUUGUCUUAACAACAAUUAC